AUGUUAAACAAUCUCGAUAUCGGACUGGAACUUCAGAAGAUUCGUGGAGGCUCACUUUGCAAUAAUAUGAAUAUGUAUAUGUAUAUGAAAUAUGACUGCUUGAAUAACCAACAUCGGCCUCAGUGCAGAUGGAUAAAGAAUCUCAAGUACUAUGUCUAUUCAGCUCAUGAUACAACGGUCUAUGCUUUCCUAUCUGUUUUUGGAAUCGCGCCAAAAGUGGUCGUCGCCGGAGGAUACCCAGAUUAUACCGCAGCUACUUUUGUCGAGCUAUGGAUGAAUAAAACUGAUGGUGAACCUUACUUUAAGAUGUUGUAUCGUACUAGUGAUGUAAACAAUACGAUUUAUCCCGUUACGCACUUUAUAAAUGGAUGUGAUGGGAAAGAUUACUGUAAACUUGAUGUCUUUCAAUCAUUCGCUACAAGGUCGAAGCCAGACCGGGAUAUGAAUGAGGCAAGUGUUCCCAAUCUAUGA
Messenger RNA from Strongylus vulgaris, 471 nucleotides. Lineage: Eukaryota; Metazoa; Nematoda; Chromadorea; Rhabditida; Strongylidae. The record is from the annotation of a GenBank genome assembly.